Messenger RNA from Nymphaea colorata (pocket water lily), 849 nucleotides. RefSeq names its product probable disease resistance protein At5g66910. Lineage: Eukaryota; Viridiplantae; Streptophyta; Magnoliopsida; Nymphaeales; Nymphaeaceae. Gene Ontology annotation, biological process: defense response to fungus. Bases 168 to 728 code for a protein of 186 amino acids. The record is from RefSeq and is a predicted model, not a curated record. The transcript has 2 exons.
GCCGUCCGCCCACGUUGUUUCUCCUAUUUUUGUUUUUUCCCAUCUGUAAAUGUCCAUUCUUUUGCUCUAUAGUAUUUGCAGCGGAAGUAAAGGAGAAGGACGCUGCAGGUGUCGCCGAAAAAUCUAUACGGCCGGCAGGGCUGUAUGCAACUCGAAAACCAGGGAAGAUGGCGGAAAUUUUUGCUGGUGCAAUUGCUGGCGUUGCAGUACAAGAGUUGUGGAAUAUAAUCCAACGAGUGGCUGGGCAACGUAGCAUGUUUGAAGAGCAGUACAAGGAGCUUCAGAGCGCGUUGGAAAGGUUAAGUCCAGUACUGGACCAACUUUCGGCCAAUCGGGAGGUGGAGGCUCUGCGCUGCGAGAUGACAAAAGGCGGAGAGAUCAUAAGCAAGUGUGCCCACGUUUCCUGCUGGAACGUCCGCAAGCAAUUCGACUACACCCGGCGGCUAGAAGAGCUAGCAAAAGCCAUCCAGGAAAGCGCACGGACUGCGACUGUAAAGACACUGAGCUCGAGGAUGGGGGAAAUAAAUUCCAAGUUGGAUAAGUUGCUGGGAGGAGACGAGGUGACUGGAAUUAGGUCAGGAGGUUCUGUUGCUGCUCUGCCUCCUCUCCCUGGUAAGGUCUUUGGGAUAGAGAAUCCUCUGAAUGAGCUGAAAGAGAUAUUGAAGAUGCAUCAGGUGGUUGGCGUUUGUGGGAUGGUGGGUUCAAGAGAAUCAAGACCACCUUGGUGAACAGCCUCUGCAGGGACCCAUCUAUCACAGAUAAGUCGCUGCAUAGAAUCUUUUUUGGCUUAUAAGAGUUACGCACUUCUUCGUGAGAAUCGUGGAGGGAGUGCGCAUUUCAGAAAAAUGU